AUGGAUAGAAUUUUAACUUGGAAUGUUCGGGGGAUUAACAGUCAACAUAAGCACAGAGAGAUUAAACAGUUAAUUCAGUCAAAGAAGGUUGGCUUGGUUAGUCUUCUCGAGACAAAAGUGAAGAAUAAAAAUAUGGGGUCUAUUUACAUGAAUCUGUUUUCUGGAUGGUGUUUCACAAAUAAUAACCCUUGGAUUGAUAAGGGUAGGAUAAUAAUUGCUUGGAAUCCGAGUGCCUUUACUUUGGAUAUCAAGCUAUGUACAACACAAUUAAUCCACUGUCAAGUACAGGUCCCUAAUCGAACAGGAAGUUUCUUGAUUACUUUUGUAUAUGGGUAUAAUGAUGCAGCAUCUAGGGAGAGCCUUUGGAAUGAUUUACAAAGUUUGGCUGGGAGUAUAUCUGUCCCUUGGCUGGUGGUUGGCGACUUCAAUGAGAUAUUAUCCAUGCAUGACAGAAUAGGCAAAAAAACUUCUAUGAAGUUCUCAAGUAAAUUUUCAGAUUGUCUGUCAGCUUGUCAUCUGGAAGAUUUGAAGUUCUCUAGAUGUUACUAUACAUGGAAUAAUAAGCAGAGAGCAGAUGAGAGGGUUUAUUCCAAAAUCGAUAGAGCUUUAGUGAAUUCAAAUUGGACUGAUCAGUUUCCUAACUCAGAGGCUGUAUUUUUUCCAGAAGGGAUCUUUGAUCAUUGUCCAAUCCUUGUUCAUGUCACGUUGGAAUUGCAGAUGGAAAAGAAGCCAUUUCGUUAUUUUCGUAUGUGGAAAGAAGCACCCUGUUAUGACAAUAAACUUAAGGCAAAUUGGGAAUUAUCAGUGGAUGGCACACCAAUGUUCCAGCUGGUGUCAAAACUAAAAAGGUUAAAGCAGGUGCUCAAGAACAUCAAUAGAGAAGGUUUUUCUGAUAUUCAACAGUUGGAAUUCAAGGCAGGAAUUGUAUUGAAGGAGACUCAGGAGCAGCUACAAAAAGAGCCAUUAAAUGACAGAUUGAUUUCUUAG
Messenger RNA from Humulus lupulus (European hop), 987 nucleotides. RefSeq lists its product as uncharacterized. The transcript has a single exon. The record is from RefSeq and is a predicted model, not a curated record. NCBI's taxonomy places the organism in Eukaryota, Viridiplantae, Streptophyta, Magnoliopsida, Rosales, Cannabaceae. Gene Ontology annotation, molecular function: catalytic activity. Bases 1 to 987 code for a protein of 328 amino acids.